Molecule: messenger RNA, 2255 nt
Organism: Exophiala mesophila
Lineage: Eukaryota; Fungi; Ascomycota; Eurotiomycetes; Chaetothyriales; Herpotrichiellaceae
Exons: 1
Coding region: 1-1965 (654 amino acids)
Source: RefSeq, a predicted model, not a curated record
AUGACCGUCCUUACUCUGUGCCAGUUCCAAGACGAUGGGCUUGUCGAAAGACAUGAUGUUGAUAUCGAUACAACUCGGUACCUUGCCAUCUCACACAUCUGGGCCAAGGCUGAGUGGAGGGAUGACAUACCCAAUAUCCCUUGGAAAGUGCUUGCCUCACCGCACAAGGCCGCAUUUCUGGCAGACGAAUUCAAACAGCUUGUUGGUCGUGAGUUCUUCUGGAUGGAUAUCCUCUGCGUCGACCAAGCCGUGCCAGACGAACGGAUUCGGGUGGUUCGCCAUAUCCCCAAUAUCUACAGAGGUGCCGCCAAAACCAUUGUGAUCCGUGAGCCUGGGGGUUUCGCCAAAUGCUGUGCCGAUGCCAUGACUGCCGAUGGCAACACCUGGAUGAAUGGAGCGAGAGAGAACUUCCAAAGACACAUGAGGACUUCUCACUACUUUCAUCCCUUGGCAGAGCCCUGGUUUGACCGACUGUGGGUCCUGCAGGAGGCUGUUCUCUCUGAUACCAUUCAGUUUACCAUCUGUGGUCAUGUUGAACAUGAAGACUUCGAUGUUGAGGACGAUUUGUGGGGCUACGCAACUCGCUUCAAACAGCUGACGGACCAUUUGCAGGCGACAGCCUACUCUUGGAUCUCAUAUGGUGUUGAUCAAGACGGCUCCGACCAAGAGUACAACGAAUUCGUCCACGCCUUCCUGCACAACGGCGUGGUGACUCGCAAGACCGCUGAUGUUGACCGACAUCGACGACGUUCCGGGAUAGCAGAAAUUGACGUCCAUCUCAACAGCAUGCGGCAGACCACCAAAGCUCGAGAUUUUAUUUUGGCCAUCUUCCCACAGUUCGGAUGGUAUGUGCCACCCGAAAAUGUCCGGACGAUGGCCUUUGGACAGUUGUGGCUCGAUCUGUGUCGUCAAGCAUCGCAAGCAGGCUAUGCAUUCCUUGCCCAUGUGACUCGUGGCAUGGUGUCAGAUUCUCCUUCCGCGGACGCUUCGAGACUUGCUACCGACAAUGUCCCUACACCUCAGGUUCUAGGCGACUUUGUAUCAAUGCUCGGCAGCCCGGCUGGUCAACAAACCUUUCACUGGGGGCUCAAAGUCAGCGACGUCACAAUAGACGAGAGAAGGCCCGCAGAGGUAUCGGACCUACUCAGAAUCAUCCGAGAGUCUAUGAACUUUAACCAAAAGUCAUGGUUCUUUGCCUCUCGUGGGAGUCUGAACCUCUAUGGGUCCUAUCCGAGGACUGUGCCUAGCCCGACUCUGCUGUCACACGUUUCAUCAGACCGUCCUGUUUCUACUUGGACACGCGACGAGGAUGGGGGUGAACUGGACGAAGAAAAGGAGGCCGUGAAAGCCCUGAAUGCCAUGUGGCUCGGGCUUUUCGAGGAGAAUGCGGCCAUGGGGGGGGACUGGAAUUACUAUUCCCAAUGGCUGUCCAUGCGGUGUUCCACCAGCUAUGCCGAUCGCCUCUUACGACUGGCGGCUCUGAUAUCAUGUGGAUUUGGUAUGAGUGCGUAUGAGUGGUCCACCACCGUCUUCAUCCCAGUCAUAGUCACUGUGAAGAGUUGCACCAUACUUGGUCUCCUGUCAAGGGGGUACUACGAGGCUCAAGCCGCGCUUACGGAGGUCGAAGAUAACUCAGAGGCACAGGCUCCAACCGACACAAAUCAGGAAGACGAUGACCUCGUAGUCAUCAUGCAAGAACUGACCACCGAGGAUGGGGCGCAAGGUAAUGAGGCAGAGAUGGAAGCCUCAUUCUUCUGCGCACAGCGUGGUAUGGAUUAUAUUGGUCAGGACAUGGUUUUGGUGGAGCCUGGUACUAACAAAAUUAUUGGCAUCCUCCCGGACUUUGUCGAUCAUGUACGGAGCCCUGAAGAGUUCGCCGACCGAUACUUGGAACUGUGCGAAUAUCCGCAGACCAGAUUGUUGGUGGACGUGUUUGCACGGAUGGAUACUAUAUUUCUGGAGUAGGACUGUCCUCGUAAUUCACUCCGUCGAGGGCACGUGCUUCUUGACGACGGGAAUGUGGGCCAAAACAAGGAAUGAUGCGAAGGAGACAGAGAGGGUCCAAAGAAGGGCGGAGGACGAGAAUGGAGGACGAGGGGACGAGAAUGGACGGGGCGUGACGUGGCGAUUUCGUAUCGAUAAGAAUGCCAAUGAUAAGCAGCCCCCGCACUCAACAUCACCAGCGAUGCUAAACCCCUCCAAAGAGACUGUCACCUCAAUACCCAAAGCAACUUGUGACAGCUGAGCAAAUUGAC